AUGCUUCGAUGCACUAUUAUAUUAUUGAGCUUCCUUCAGCUGUCGUCCAGUUUGACAUGUUAUAAUGUGAGCUUGUCAAAAAUAUUAAUUAAUUUUCCAUUUUCAUUCAAAUUUUUAUUUAUCAUAUGUUUUUCAGGGAAUGAAAACGUUGUCAAUGCAGCAGGUCGGCGAAACAACGGAAGAAUGUCCUCCUUCGGCGUACUGCUACAACAUGACGGCUUCCGCCUAUGUUCUGGUCAACUUUGUCAAAGCUGGCUGCUCAACUUGGCGGUGUAUGGUGGGUGCGGAGUUCAAUCGAAAGAGUGAAAUAAAGUCCUGAAGAGCAAUUUCAAACUUCAAAAAAAUAUUUCAAUACAUAACCACGAUUUUUCGAUUUAUUUAUUUUUUUAGCAAUCUCAUUAGAACCUUUUUGCAAAAAUCUGAUUCCUAGUAUCUUCGUUCAAAAACGUUGCAAAAGUCCGACUGAAAUCCAUGCAAUUUUUAAGCGCAACAAAAAAAACGAUAAAACGAUCUUUUUUGUAAGCACCUACUUGUCAAAUCUUCACUUUCACAAUAGAAAAGAAUUAUAGCUUGCCGCAAACACCUGCAUUCAUACAACUUUCCAACUGAUCCCAGUCAGUCUGUGCUGUUGUAGUCAUGACCGCUGCAACGUCGGCGGUAAUCCUGUAUUUUCUGACAAGUAAGUUGGAUCAAUAUGUUCAAUUUGCAAAAAGAGAGUGGGCAAGGUGAAAAACGACAGAUGUGCCUCUAACUUCUGUGAUAGGUAAUCUCAAGUAUGGGUCUUCAAAAAAAAAAAGUGAUGUGACAAGCGCCAUUGGGUAUGGCUAAGAUUCUAUUAUGAAUAGCAGCAGGAAUUUUUUUCCCGAAAAACUCAAAAAAAAAGACAGUUUUCAACUUUUUUCUUCACGUCGUCGCGUGCCAUUUCUUAGUAUCCAAUGACCUUGAGCAGAUGAUUUCUUUUUUCAAUGUAUGCUCAAACUUUGUAUUACCUACCACAAAAGUUAGGAGCGGAAUUAAGAUUUUCGGCUCAAAAACUUCCUUCGUUUGUACAUAGUUCUAAUAAAAUAAAAUAAAAAUACUUUCAGCCCGCGUCAAAUCACCGAUGGCCGCAGCGAUUCCAAUAAGUGAGUUCAUUUCUCCCAAAAAAUUUAUGGAUGCAUAUGAAAAAUUAUAGUAACGGCGGAAACGCCGGAGGCAGCUGGGGCGACGCUGGAGGAAAUGCCAACAACAAUGGCUGGGGCAAUAAUGAGUAAGACAAUCAACUUAUCGAACUGUCGAAUUCUCGAUGUUCAGGGAUACCCAGAAGAAGGACAAAUACGGCAGCGACUACGCGAUCAACGACUUGUGAGUGGAAGUUUUUUUUGCCUUUUAGUCUUUCUUAUUGUUAAAUAACUGAAUUGGUUAUUUACCUCAAACAGAAAAAAACAUUAUAUCGCUUUUGGGAAGCAAGUUUUCCAGAUUUCGAUUUAACCCAAUUUUUUCAGCAAUCCAAAAACGAAAGCCAGCUCUAAAGCGCCGAAAUUCUCACAAAAAGACGUUGAGAAGACGUUCCGUGACUUCAGCAUUGACAACAAGGCAGACGGUAUUUUUUCAAGAUUUUUGAGAAAGUUCAGAAAGAGUAGACCAGCCAAUGAUAGAUUUUUAUGCUUAACUUGGUUUUUGGCAGAGAAACAAAAAACAACUUUUAGUGAGGAAGUAAAAAGAUAAACCUGACAUGUGAUAUUUGUUUGACGAGAAAUGUCCCUAUUUGUUGGCACACUAAAAUUUUCUCUAUCUUGGACCUUCUGUAAUUAUGACUUCAAAAAAAUGAAUGAAGUUUUUUGAAUGGGAUCUUUUUUCAGAAAUCGAGCUAGAAGGCGAGUUCAAAAAAAUCGACGCCACCUAUGCACCAGGUUAUGGGUCAUCGAAGAUCUCCGGAAAGUCGUCUUCGUCUUCUUCUUCUUCUUCUUUCCCGUCUUCCUCGUCUUCCGGAACCCUGACCAUGAGCAAGGAAAUGAAACAAAGGCCUCUCAACUCUGGAGACUCGAAAUCUUCCGGCAAAGAAAUUGAAAUUUGA
Molecule: messenger RNA, 2056 nt
Organism: Caenorhabditis auriculariae
Lineage: Eukaryota; Metazoa; Nematoda; Chromadorea; Rhabditida; Rhabditidae
Source: the annotation of a GenBank genome assembly